Messenger RNA from Tigriopus californicus, 1969 nucleotides. RefSeq names its product neuroendocrine convertase 1-like. Gene Ontology annotation, biological process: protein processing. The record is from RefSeq and is a predicted model, not a curated record. Gene Ontology annotation, cellular component: trans-Golgi network; Golgi membrane. Gene Ontology annotation, molecular function: serine-type endopeptidase activity. Lineage: Eukaryota; Metazoa; Arthropoda; Copepoda; Harpacticoida; Harpacticidae.
UUUCAAGUUACUUGAUCCACCAAUAGCUGACAGUGAAUCAACACCAAAAGUGACAAGCACAAGUGCUAAUGGUCUAAGUAGAAUGUCAAAAGGCCCAAUCAUGUUUUCAAUAGUCUAAUAUCUUCUUGGACUUGACCCUGAACUUCGAUCAUGGUGCAGUAUUUCCUAGCCGUUUACCUCCUCCUUCUGUGCUCCAAAUUUAAUGGCAUUGUGGGGAACGAAUUUGGCUUCUACAUUGAACAUGAUGGAAGCGACACUGCCACGGAUUUCUCAAAUGAAUGGAUCAUUCGAGUUGAUGGAAACGAAGAUUCUGCGAAUCUCUUGGCUCUCAACAAGAUACGCGUUCACGCUCGAGUCUACCCUCAAUCAAUUUGAAUGUUUUACCCGUAUUCGACAUGGGAAUCACGGGCAAAGGAAUUCGAGUGUGCGUGUUGGACGACGGUUUGGAGCACACUCACGACGAUCUACGGUUAAACUACGACCCAGAUAUUAGUUAUGAUUACAACAGUGGCUCCAAAGGUGAUCCUGAUCCAACGCCAAAAUAUCCGAGUGAUCCCAAUGGAGUGCCCAACUCACAUGGAACUCGAUGUGCUGGAGAAAUUUCGAUGACAGCUAAUAACAGAAAAUGUGGCGUAGGAAUGGCAUAUAACUCGAAAAUUGGAGGCAUCCGCAUGUUGGAUGGCAAAAUCAACGAUCAAAUUGAAGGCCUGUCAUUGCAACAUGCUUAUGAUAAGGUUGAUAUUUUCACCGCGAGUUGGGGACCAAGUGAUGAUGGAAAAACUGUAGAAGCCCCCGGACAUUUAGCACAAGCGGCUUUAUACAAGGGAGUUACAAAGGGACGGAAAGGGCGAGGAAUAAUUUACGUUUGGGCCGCAGGAAACGGUGGAAUGCAUGAUGAUAAUUGCAAUUGUGAUGGAUACACUUCCAGUAUUUAUACGAUUUCUAUCGGAAGUGCGAGUGAGCAAGGUCAGUUUCCAUGGUAUGGAGAAAAAUGCUCUAGUACAAUGGCAUCCACGUAUUCGAGUGGAGCAUACACAGACCAAAAAAUUGCUACCACGGAUACCAACAACACUUGCACAGUUGGUCACACCGGAACUUCAGCCGCAGCGCCCCUGGCGGCUGGAAUUAUUGCUUUAGCACUGGAAGCAAACCCUACAUUAACUUGGAGAGAUGUUCAACAUUUGGUAGUGCUCACCUCCUCAACCAAAGUUUUGGAAGAAAACCAAGGAUGGCAAGUGAAUGGUGCCGGACUGAAAUACAACUCCAGGUUCGGAUUUGGUGUCAUGGAUGCAUAUCAAUUUGUUCGAACCGCCAUGAACUGGACUUUGGUGCCUGAGGCAGUGAGUCAAGAUUUUGAUUGCUUACCCAUGACAAGCCAAAAUCUUGAAACAAACCACCCAAUAGAGAUCACCUUCGAAGUCCCAGAGAGUGCCCAAGUCCGAUUCCUGGAGCAUGUUGAGGUAUCAUUGAGCAUCCAAUACCCGGUUAGAGGAGUUCUGCAAAUUGCCUUAAUCUCUCCGUCUGGAAGUAUAAGUCAAUUGCUUACUUUGAGACCCGAGGACAAAUCUGAUGCUGGUUUCAAAAAGUGGAAGUUCAUGUCCGUACACUUUUGGGGUGAAAACCCGUGGGGUUCUUGGAAGUUGUACAUCGUGGAUAAGGUGUCAAAAGAAGCUUUAUCGGGGACGGUUUCCAAACCCAAGCUCCGCCUUUACGGUUCCAAAUCGGCACCCUUGGCCAUGAACGAUCUGGAAAGAAGUCCAAGGACACGGAAAAUGGAGACUUUAAACCGGUCUAAGAAGAGGAAGGAAAUACCAAUAUUUAUUAAUGAUAUUUUCAAGGACGAUGACGACACCAAUAAAAACGGUGAAGAAUCAUGAUAAUGAAGGACAAACACGGGCAUGAUAAAACAUGCAUACAGACUGAUAUCCCACUAUUGAACUGCAAAUACAUUGUGCUUUAUAUUUUGCUA